AUGGGGAGGGGAAGAGUGGAACUGAGGCGGAUCGAGAACAAGACCAACAGACAGGUGACCUUCUCCAAGCGCCGCGGCGGCCUCCUCAAGAAGGCUCACGAGCUCUCCGUCCUCUGCGACGCCGAGAUCGCCGUCAUCAUCUUCUCCAGCCGCGGCAAUCUCUUCGAAUUCGGCAGCGGCGAAAUAUAUAAAACAAUUGAGAGGUAUCAGAGUCAUCGAUAUGCUGCACAAGAGAUCACUGAAGAUAUGAAUGAAGGAAAAAAUUGGUACCAGGAAUUCUACAAGAUGAAAGUAAAAUACAACUCCCUUCAGUGCUCAUACAGGCAUUUGCAUGGAGACGACCUCGGACAACUUAAAGUGAAAGAACUGCAACAACUUGAGCGACAAGUUGAAUUGGCAUUGUCUCAUAUCAGGCAAAAAAGGAUAAAACUAUUGGUUGAUAGGAUUGAUGAACUGCAACAGAAGUCUGAAGGAAGUAGCUCUCUUAGACCCAUUGAAGGAUGCUGCUGGAACUGCAAAGCCAUGGUUGAUGGAGGUGUUCCCUUACCAUUGCGCGCUUGCCCUCUCAACACCAACACCAACACCAACACCAAGCCUUCUGAACCAUCCUUGCAGAUUGGGUAUUGGAAUUUCCCCCCUCCUGAAGCUGCCACAGAAAGGGAGAACACUUCAGGAGAGAUCAACUUCACAGCUGCCCAGGAUAUCAUCCACAACUCGACAUUGCAUAAGCUGCUGGAAAUGAAAUUCAAUAAGAGCAUUUCACUGGCAGAAGCAGCAGAGAAAGGAAUGCAAAACAGAGAAGAGAAUUCCUUCAACUGGAUGCAUUCACAUAAAGUGGACGCAUAA
Zingiber officinale is the source of this 846-nucleotide messenger RNA. Its product is annotated as truncated transcription factor CAULIFLOWER D-like. The transcript is spliced from 8 exons. Gene Ontology annotation, cellular component: nucleus. Gene Ontology annotation, biological process: positive regulation of transcription by RNA polymerase II. Gene Ontology annotation, molecular function: DNA-binding transcription factor activity, RNA polymerase II-specific; RNA polymerase II cis-regulatory region sequence-specific DNA binding; protein dimerization activity. The coding region runs from base 1 to 846 and encodes 281 amino acids. NCBI's taxonomy places the organism in Eukaryota, Viridiplantae, Streptophyta, Magnoliopsida, Zingiberales, Zingiberaceae. The record is from RefSeq and is a predicted model, not a curated record.